AUGGAGAAAAUGUCCAUAUCUACUUUCUCCAGUUGCACUACUUUCCUGUUGCUCAUCAUUGUAAUUUGUUCCAUCUCAUUUCCUCAUGUCCAUGCAUCUUCUUCUUCUCCCUCAAAACCUACUUCAUCUGAUGCCCUAUGUGACAUGACUCCGUACUCGACUUUCUGUAAAUCUCAAUUCCCUCAAAACAAAUCUACCAACAUACAUGACCAUGGCAGGCUGUCUAUUCAGAAAUCCCUUUCAACAUCCACAGUCCUACUUUCAGCAAUCAACCGUCAUUUAAGUUCCAAAAGUUCUUUAUUGUCUCAAACCGCAGUUUUUGCUCUUCAAGAUUGCCAAGAUCUUGUUACUACAAAUGUGGAUUUGUUGUCAAAUAUUCUCCAAACUAUAAAAAAUAGUGAUGCCCUCCAGGGUUCUCAGUAUGAGGACUCCAAUACAUGGCUUAGCGCAACCAUAACCUGUCUACAAACUUGUUUGGACGGACUGAAAGCUGUACUAUCAGCCUCACCCGUUGCCAGUGAGCUUUCACCUUCACUCACCGAUGGGAGCAUGCUAAGUGGGGUGUCUCUUGCUCUUCUCAAGUAUGGCUGGAAACCAUCUACCGGUAAAUCCAGAUUUCUUGGAGAGUUAUUUCAUUUGUCUAUGGCAAAAUAUGCUAGAAAGAGCUUGUGGAAUGCUAAGUUUUAUGAGUCAACAAAUGGAAGAAAGCUCCUACAAAUUGGUGGUAUGAGUGUUAACAUAACCAAAACUGUUGUGGUGAACCCUGAUGGAAGUGGCAAUUACACUACCAUUAAUGAUGCCAUUUUGGCAGCUCCAAACAACACUAAAGCUGGCAAGGGGUACUACCUGAUUCGUGUAGUUGCUGGAGUUUACCAAGAGUACAUUUCUAUUGCCAGUAACAAAAUGUAUUUGAUGAUGGUUGGCGAUGGUAUAAACAAGACAAUUAUCACCGGUAAUCAUAGCGUGGAUGAUGGAUGGACAACCUUCGAUUCUCCAACAUUUGCUGUAACUGCUCAAGGAUUUGUUGCAAUAAACAUUACCUUCCGUAACACGGCCGGAGCAAUAAAACACCAAGCAGUGGCUCUUCGAAGUGGUGCCGAUCUUUCGACAUUUUAUAAGUGCAGUUUUGAAGGUUACCAAGAUACUCUCUACACUCAUUCCAUGAGGCAAUUUUACAGAGAAUGCGACAUUUAUGGUACCGUAGACUACAUAUUUGGAAAUGCAGCAGUGGUUCUCCAAAUGUGUAACAUAUACUCAAGGCUUCCUAUGCAAGGCCAGUUUAACACCAUUACUGCUCAAGGAAAAGUUGACAUAAACCAAAAUACUGGUACAUCUAUCCAGGAUUGCAACAUUUUGGCCGCGAGUGACUUAGCUUUGAGCAAUGCGACUGUGAACACAUAUCUUGGACGACCCUGGAAGAAUUAUUCCACAACGGUUGUUAUGGAAUCGGUCAUGGAUAAAUUGAUCAAUCCUGCUGGUUGGGCACCAUGGUCCGGGGAUUUUGCGCUGAGUACAUUGUAUUAUGCUGAGUACAAUAAUACAGGUCUGGGAUCAAACACUGCCAAGAGGGUUACAUGGCCUGGCUAUCAUGUCAUCACAAAAUCAUCUGAUGUUUCUAAUUUUACUGUGUCCAACUUCAUAUCUGGAGACUCCUGGUUGCCUGCCACUGGAGUUCCUUAUCUUGGUGGCUUUUUGCAUUCAUAA
Coffea eugenioides is the source of this 1704-nucleotide messenger RNA. RefSeq names its product pectinesterase-like. Gene Ontology annotation, molecular function: pectinesterase activity; pectinesterase inhibitor activity. The transcript is spliced from 2 exons. NCBI's taxonomy places the organism in Eukaryota, Viridiplantae, Streptophyta, Magnoliopsida, Gentianales, Rubiaceae. Gene Ontology annotation, biological process: cell wall modification. The coding region runs from base 1 to 1704 and encodes 567 amino acids. The record is from RefSeq and is a predicted model, not a curated record.